AUGUCGGACACAGAAAUUGAUACUGCUCUUUUUGAAGAACCAUCUGACUUCAGACCACCACCUCCUGAAUCCCAUUUCGUCGAAUAUGAAAGAGUGUCUGGUAAAACAGACCCAAGCAAGAUUAAGCUCAAGCUUGUAGGUAAAUCGCCAUUGUGGGGCCAUUUGCUUUGGAACGCUGGUAAAUACACCGCCAACUACCUUGAUGCUAAUGCAGAUGAGUUGAUCAAGGGUAAGAAAGUGUUGGAGUUGGGAGCUGCUGCUGCCUUACCUUCGUUGGUCUGUGGAGUCAAUGGAGCCAGUAAAGUUAUCAGUACUGACUACCCAGAUCCAGAUUUGAUGAGCCAUAUCCAAUACAACAUCGACCACUGUGAGGGAAUCCCUAAGGAUACUAUCGUUAAGGUCAAGGGAUACAUUUGGGGCAAGGACGUCAAUGCUCUCUGCUACGAUGAAGUGGAAGACGAGGACGAAGCGCCCAAGGAAAUCAAAGAAGAGGAUAAGUUCGACUUGAUCAUCUUGUCUGAUCUUAUUUUCAACCACACAGAGCACUUGAAGCUUCUUAAAGCUUGCAGAGACUCUCUUAAAGCUACAGGCACAGGGUUGGUCGUCUUCAGUCCUCACAGACCACACCUACUAGACAAAGACUUAGAGUUCUUCACGACAUGUGAGCAGUUCGACUUCAAGGCAGAGAAAAUUGCUUGUGAGAACUGGAGCCCAAUGUUCGAGGAGGACGAUGCUACAGCUGAGAUACGUUCCAGAGUGUACUGCUUCAAGAUCCACCCACAGUGGUAA
Molecule: messenger RNA, 789 nt
Organism: Candidozyma haemuli
Lineage: Eukaryota; Fungi; Ascomycota; Pichiomycetes; Serinales; Metschnikowiaceae
Product: S-adenosylmethionine-dependent methyltransferase
Exons: 1
Coding region: 1-789 (262 amino acids)
Biological process (GO): peptidyl-lysine dimethylation
Molecular function (GO): protein-lysine N-methyltransferase activity
Source: RefSeq, a predicted model, not a curated record